Adineta steineri is the source of this 1587-nucleotide messenger RNA. The record is from the annotation of a GenBank genome assembly. Lineage: Eukaryota; Metazoa; Rotifera; Eurotatoria; Adinetida; Adinetidae.
AUGUCUCAGAAACUGGAAAAGGAAAAUGUUCAUUCCUAUGAUGUUAUGGAUGCAGCUGGUUGGACCUAUAUGAAGUCUAUUAAUACUGCUUAUUGUAAAACAUGUGGACUGAGAGUAUCUGAAUGGACUAAAGAAAUGGAUCCAUUUGCAAUUCAUGCAAAGCAGAGUCCUACUUGUUUAUUUGUUCAAUUUAAGAAUACAAAUGAAUUGUCAUUUUCUCAUAUAUCAACUGCAGAUAAUCAACAAAAGCCGGUAAAACGUCUAAAGAUUGAUUCAGACAGAGAAAAUGUGUUAAUUGAACUCAAAAGUUUGAAAAAUAUCCGUCGUCGUACAUUCUCGCAUUGGCAUCAUGAACGCGGAAUUACAGCAGCACAAAUGAUUUCAGCUGGAUUUUUUAAUUGCAAUGUUGGUGAUAGAGUUAUUUGUUUGUAUUGUAAUUUAAUCUGUCAACAAUGGACAUCGGAUACUGAUGAUCCUGAAGAAGUUCAUUGUACUCUGGCACCUCAAUGUCCUUAUGUUCGAUCUAUGUUAAAAUUUCGACAAACAAAUGCAAUAUCAAUUGUAAAUGAAAAUUAUACGAACGAAAAUUCGAAUGGUCAAUUACAAACAUCAACUAAUUUGAGAUUAAAUGAAAUUGUUCUUACAUCAGCAUAUCAGAACUAUAUGGAAAUACCAAAACGUCUAGCAUCAUUUACUUCUUGGUCUGAAAAAUCACCACCAUUAGUUGAUGAUCUUGUACGAGCUGGAUUUUUCUAUACUGGUACAAAAACAAUUGUUACCUGUUUCUAUUGUAAUGGGUCAUUACAGAACUGGGAUUCAAAAGAUAAUCCAAUGGUAGAACAUUGUCGAUGGUAUCCAAUGUGUGCUUAUGCAAAACAGCUAUGUGGUGAUGAACUUUAUAAAAGAAUUCAAGAAUCAAAACGAAGAUUACAAAAGCGUAAUGAAAAAAAUCAAUCGAAAAGAAAACACAGUGACUCCUCAAUAAACACUUCUCAAUUAUUAGUGUCAGAUGAAAAUACUUUAUCACGAUUGGUUGCUGCACGUCUUGAUUUGCCAAUAUCUCAACAAUUGCUUAGUCAAAAUUUUAAAUUAUCAAUUAUUAAACGUUGUUGGGAAGAUCAACUACGACUGAAACAGGAUGAUUUUACGUCAGAUACUGAUCUUUUAAUUGCUUGUAUUAUUUUACAAAAACAAAUUAUUCAUAUUGAUGGAAACAAAGAAAAUAUUAUUGUUCCUAGUAUGAGAAUGAAAUCAGUUCGUGAGAAAGAACAAACUCAAACUCUAACUUAUGAACAAUCUAAUUUAUCAUCGUCUACGGUUUUUACUGAAGAUCUAUCCACAGAAAAUCAGUUUAAUACCAAGGAUAUUACGACAUCGACAACGUCAAAUAACGAGAUCGAGAAAACGAACUCUGAAAACAGUUCAUCAUCAUCAACCAAUUUAUGUGUUCUCUGUUUGACAGAAGAGAAACGACUUGCAUGUAUUCCAUGUGGACACUUAGCCACUUGCGUUUCAUGUGGUCAUUCCCUUCGAACAUGUCCAAUCUGUCGAAAAGAAAUUAAUGCAUUUGUUCGUAUUUAUAUCUAA